Molecule: messenger RNA, 3936 nt
Organism: Manis pentadactyla (Chinese pangolin)
Lineage: Eukaryota; Metazoa; Chordata; Mammalia; Pholidota; Manidae
Gene: HNF4G
Product: hepatocyte nuclear factor 4 gamma
Exons: 10
Coding region: 295-1521 (408 amino acids)
Biological process (GO): anatomical structure development; cell differentiation; regulation of transcription by RNA polymerase II
Cellular component (GO): nucleus
Molecular function (GO): nuclear steroid receptor activity; nuclear receptor activity; zinc ion binding
Source: RefSeq, a predicted model, not a curated record
CUCCAGCAUAUGGUCUAAAGUCUUCGCUAGAGAUCGGGAAAAACAAACAAACAAACAAACAAACAACAAAAUCCUUAAGCGUCCGCUUCCACAUCACCCAGCCCCACCCCCAGCUACCACCUCCUCUUUCAGCCAACUUCCCAGGCUCGGAAAAGUGCUGCACAGGACACCGCAGUUGGGUGGGUGGGGGGACCCUGCUGCUGGGGGAUGCGGCGGCCGCCGCGCAGCUGACUGCGACGCGGGAGCUUCGGCAGCGCCUCCGCAGCAGACAGUUCUGCCCCGGAGACGACAAGUAUGAACACCACAGAGAACGGUGUCAACUGCCUAUGUGCCAUAUGUGGGGACAGGGCGACAGGAAAGCACUAUGGAGCAUCAAGCUGUGAUGGGUGCAAGGGCUUCUUCAGACGCAGCAUCCGCAAGAGUCACAUUUACUCCUGCAGGUUCAGUCGGCAAUGUGUUGUUGACAAGGACAAAAGGAAUCAAUGUAGAUACUGUCGAUUAAGGAAGUGUUUUAGAGCAGGAAUGAAAAAAGAAGCCGUGCAGAACGAGCGCGACCGAAUCAGCACCCGGAGGAGCACGUUUGACUGCGGCAGCAUCCCGUCCAUCAACGCCCUGGCGCAGGCGGAAGUGCGGUCUCGCCAGAUCUCAGUCUCAAGCCCUGGUGCAAGUACUGACAUAAAUGUUAAGAAAAUUGCAAGUAUUGGUGAUGUUUGUGAAUCUAUGAAACAGCAACUGUUAGUCUUGGUGGAGUGGGCCAAAUAUAUUCCUGCCUUCUGUGAGUUGCCAUUGGAUGAUCAGGUGGCACUGUUGAGAGCUCAUGCGGGGGAACACUUGCUCCUUGGAGCUACAAAGAGAUCCAUGGUGUAUAAAGAUAUUUUGCUUUUGGGAAACAACUACGUCAUUCACCGCAACAGUUGUGAAGUUGAGAUCAGCCGUGUGGCCAACCGAGUUCUGGAUGAGCUGGUCCGACCCUUUCAAGAAAUUCAGAUCGAUGACAAUGAAUAUGCUUGUUUGAAGGCAAUUGUAUUUUUCGACCCAGAUGCAAAAGGGCUAAGUGAUCCAGUAAAGAUUAAGAAUAUGCGGUUCCAAGUGCAGCUCAGUUUGGAGGACUACAUCAACGACCGGCAGUACGACUCCCGGGGGAGGUUUGGCGAGCUACUCCUGCUCCUGCCCACGCUGCAGAGCAUCACCUGGCAAAUGAUUGAGCAAAUACAGUUCGUUAAACUUUUUGGGAUGGUUAAAAUUGACAACCUACUUCAGGAAAUGUUACUGGGUGGUGCUGCCAAUGACAUUAGCCAUCUCCAUCAUCCAAUGCAUCCACAUGUGUCUCAGGAUCCAUUAACUGGACAAACUGUACUGUUAGGGCCCAUGUCAACACUGGUUCAUACAGACCAGAUCUCAACUCCUGAAACCCCACUCCCUUCCCCACCACAAGGCUCUGGACAAGAACAGUACAAAACAGCUGCAAACCAAGCUUCAGUCAUUUCACACCAGCCUCUCUCCAAACAAAAGCAAUUGUGAGAAUAUGUUUACUUUUGAAUGGCACUGCAUAAAGGUGAGAAGUGGUUGGUCUCGAAAUAUCUCAGGAUAGUACUUUCAGCAAACUCUUUAACCCAGGCUUCUUCAUGGUGCUGUUGUAAGAUGGUAUCCUGUUUUCUUGUUUAUAUGCUCAUUUUGUUUGUCGUUUCUAUUGUUUAAAACCUUUAGAGGCCAUCAAUGUAUAUCUGAGUUCCCACAUGUUUUAUAGUGUAUUUUUCCAGCUUCCCUUGCACUGUUUCUGAACCAGUUGAAUCUUAUGUACUACUUUCAUUUGUUGUCUGAAUAUUAAUUUAAAUUUGUAAAUACUUUAUUAUGAUGUGAUACAGAGUUAAGGUUGUUUUUGACUUAAAAUAGUAGAUCAGAAAUCCCAGAUUAAUAUAAAAAUGAACCAAGUUUUUUAUAAAUUUUGAACUUGUAAAUUGGAAAAAUAAAGCAGUACCUGUAGAAUAGGGCACAUUUCUUCGAUGAAGAGUCACAUGGAUAUCCAGUGGCUAAGAAGUAUCGUUUUGGCCCACAAGUAAAUAUGCCUAUCUUAAGUUUAGAAAAUUGCAAAUAGCCAUUCAUUCCAAGGAUGACUGGAUAGUCCUUGAAAUCUGCCUGUAUAAGGAUGUACAUUAGAUAAAACAUGUUAGUUUUACCAGUUAGGAUACAGGGUCAGCUAUAAAAAAGACAUCCUUGAAAGAGUUGCUCAAAUAAGAGAGACAUUUAUUUCUCCCUCCUAAAACAAUCUAAAAUACUCAUGCAUUGAGUAGAACUUAGCACAUGCCCACAUCUAGUUCCCAGGGAGGCUGGCAAAGUAGUCACUAGGUAAAAAGCCUUCUGCCACCUAAAACUGUACCACUCUGCGAGGCUGAUAUUGGGAGGCAAAAUAGCCGAUCCUCAGGGCAACCCUGUAAGAGAGGUAUUAUCUUUUAUAAAUAAAAGAAACCUUUAGCUUAGAGGGCUUAAGGAAUGUAAUCAAAGUUCUUGAAGCUAAAGAGUAGGAAGGCAAGGCCACUUUUAAAACCAGGUCUGCUUGACUUUAAUGAGAAUAAAUCUGUGGUAUGGUAUGAAAAAUGUGAGCUUCUUACUGUGGUUUUAAAUAUAUGCAAUAGAGUGAUGAUUGAAUACUAUCCAUCAUGUACUUGUAACACAUGUAUUCAUGUAAGCAGAGAGUGCAAAUUUGUUGAGACAUGAAUCAGAAACCACUUUUGUAUUUUUAAGAAGAGUCUUACCCUUAAAAAAGACCUUUAAACAAAUUAAAGAAAAUAAUAAUACACCAGAUAGGUUAUGAUGAAAACAAAAAUUCAAAUCACUAACUUAGCAGAUUUUCAAAAAUUCAGUGGACUGAAGAGUAUAGUUCUCUGGAGCCCUAAACUAUUCUGUAUCAUCUAAAGCUGGAGCAUGUUUAAAACAAUUAAUGAUAGGCCACCUCUAAAAAAAGUGAUGUAUCUUUCUCUCUCACUCUCAUCUCCCUCUCUCUCUUACACACACACACACACACACACACACACACACACACACACACACACACACGUGCACACAGUACUCUGAAUCAGGGAAAAACUGAUUAUCAAUGGUAUAAUAAAAGAGAGUCCAAAGCUGAAAGAGACUGAAUUAAAUGAUUUUUAUAGAACCUUUCAAAAUUUUGGAUUAUGAUUUCAUAACCCCCACUAACCUUACAAAUAAAAAGGUUCUGUUAAUGUUAACUAACUUAUUAACUCUUAAAGGAGAAAAAUGAUUACUUAGAAGCUAUCAUUCAUUGAUUUAAUAAAAUCAGUAAAAUUCUUUCAAGAGCAAGUACCUGGAAACUAUAAGAUCUAUAUUUGAGAGAGGAAGGGAAGAGGAAAAUUUUCUUAAUUCUUAUUUUUUUUGGAAAUUUACUAGUGUGUCUAUUUCAUGAAUAAGAAUGCCUCUGAUUUUUAUAAAUAUAAAUAUUUGUGAUAGGUUUCUGUUUAAUUGUGUUGUUCUCUUAGAAAAUAUAAAAAAAACAAUUCAUUUUUAGUGAGCCUUCUAACUUAUCUGCGUAUAUUUUCUAAACAGCUAUGUUUUAGAAAUUAUUGCUAACAAUUUCACUUUAAUAACUAUGGUCAGGGAAUUUGUAAUAUAAUAUUUUUGUAUACUUAACUGCCAAAAAUGCUGGACAAACAGGAACUGAAGGUUUCAGCCUAUUUUCAAAAUAUUGAUAAGGAGUGUUAUUGCUUUUAUAUAGCACAAAACUUUUUUCAGGUUAUAAAAAUGAAUAAUUUAUUGUGAAAUAUGAUUCAUUUUAUAAAUGUAAAAUUAUUUUUAUAAAUUUCAUUGUUGAAAAUCAAAACUUACUAGAUUUUUAAAAAUGUUAAAUUAUAGUGAAUUAAAAUAUUUCUAAACUGUGAUACCAUGUUGUUCACUGAACUUUCUAAAUAAAAAUUGAGAAAC